UCCAGCGUACGUGCGGGCCUGAAUCCUUUCCCGGUAGCAUUACUGCGGAGGGGCACCUUCACUGAGCUCCGCGGCGCACUGACAGGCGGGAACGGCCAGCUGCAGGAGACAUUUGCCUACAGGUUCAUCAUGUCGCUCCUGAUUGUCGGCAGGGUAGCACCUAGGCUUCUCAAGUCAAAGAAUGCUGCUUGUGUCUCUGUAGCUUCUAGAAACCUCACAUCAUCCACAAACCUAAAGGACAUCCUGGCCGAUCUCAUCCCCAAAGAACAGAGCCGGGUCAAGAAUUUCAAGCAGCAAUAUGGAAAAACCAAUAUUGGCCAGAUCACUGUGGACAUGGUCUACGGAGGGAUGAGAGGCAUGAAGGGCCUGGUGUAUGAGACAUCUGUCCUGGAUCCUGAUGAGGGAAUCCGUUUCCGUGGCUACAGCAUCCCAGAGUGCCAAAAGCUACUGCCCAAAGCUUCCGGAGGUCACGAACCACUACCUGAGGGCCUGUUUUGGCUGUUGAUCACUGGCCAAGUGCCUACAGAAGAACAGGUGAGCUGGCUGUCGACGGAGUGGGCUAAGAGAGCAGCGCUUCCAUCCCACGUGGCCACCAUGCUGGACAACUUCCCCACCAACCUGCACCCGAUGUCCCAGUUUAGCGCCGCCAUCACUGCUCUGAACAGUGAGAGCACCUUCGCCCGUGCCUACUCAGAGGGUGUCAGCAAGACCAAAUACUGGGAGUUUAUUUACGAGGACUCCAUGGACCUGAUCGCCAAGCUGCCGUGCGUCGCAGCAAAGAUCUACCGCAAUCUCUACCGCGAGGGCAGCGGCAUUGGCGCCAUCAACCCCAAUCUGGACUGGUCCCACAACUUCACCAACAUGCUGGGCUACAGCGACCCCCAGUUCACGGAGCUGAUGCGGUUGUACCUUACCAUUCACAGUGACCAUGAAGGUGGCAACGUCAGUGCCCAUACAUCUCAUCUCGUGGGCAGUGCUUUGUCUGACCCCUACCUCUCCUUCAGUGCAGCCAUGAAUGGAUUGGCUGGGCCUCUGCAUGGACUGGCCAAUCAGGAGGUGCUGGUGUGGCUGACGGCCCUGCAGAAGGAGUUGGGAGGGGAGGUGUCCGAUGAGAAGCUGAGGGACUACAUCUGGAACACGCUAAAGUCUGGGAGGGUGGUCCCAGGUUAUGGGCACGCGGUCCUGAGGAAGACGGACCCCCGGUACACCUGUCAGCGUGAGUUCGCCCUGAAGCACCUGCCGAACGACCCCAUGUUCAAGCUGGUGGCCCAGCUAUACAAGAUCGUGCCCAACGUGCUGCUGGAGCAGGGCAAGGCCAAGAACCCCUGGCCCAAUGUGGACGCCCAUAGCGGAGUCCUGCUACAGUACUAUGGCAUGACAGAGAUGAACUACUACACCGUGCUGUUCGGCGUGUCCCGGGCCCUGGGCGUCCUCGCCCAGCUGGUGUGGAGCAGAGCACUGGGCUUCCCGCUGGAGCGCCCCAAGUCCAUGAGCACCGAUGGGCUGAUGGCGGUGGUGGGGGCCACGUCUGGUUAGAGCUGUCAGGAAAGGAAAGGAAAGGAAAGAAUAUACUUGUACUUAAGAGGAGAGGCAGGGUGCUUUAAAAAGAGAACCUGUGUGUGUGUGUGUGUGUGUGUGUGUGUGUGUGUGUGUGUCCGUCCACAUUUCAGGAUAAUUCUACACUUACUAUAUCAGCGAUUUUAUUUAUUUUAUUUAUUUUUCCUCCUCCUUUUUACCCCCAUAGAGCACGGUCAGAUUGUGUAGCUCUCACGGUGUCUCUUUCAUAAGCUGAGGUCACCGCCGGCUUUCCAUCCAGAACUUCUGCAUGCUUUGAUUGGUGGGACUGACAUGAUGCGGGGAAACUGACGCGAUCUUGGAGUCCAGCUGACUUGGGAAACAUUUCUUGAAGGCCAGCUGAAAUGUUAUAUGUCGACUGAAGGCCAUGUUGCAUUCGUGUUCGGUCCCUGACUUUUAUUUUAUUUUUUUGCCUGUUUUAAAUGGCUAGAACUGUCUGUACUCAAUUGUCAUGCUGCAUUUGAGUUGCACUUAUCACAAAACUACCCAUUGUUAAGAUGCGGUUUUUCUGGAUAACCGAUAACAGAAUUGUAUCCGUUUUAUUCAUGGAAGAGAAUAUUUGGUUUAAAGCUCAUAUUUAGAUCUUAGUUACAGUCCUUUUUUAUAUCUUAUUUUUUAAGGAGGUGGUGGUGAAGGCAUGGCUGAAGAUCCUAAAUGUAACUCAAAGCCCAUGGGAAAUUACUUUUCACAAAUUUUGUUGACAAAAUAAUGAAGCUUUAUCAAAGUAAUACAUAAAUCUACAAUCACAAUUGGUAUUUUUUCUCGUUUUGUAAAUGGCUUACAAGUAUGUUACAGGUGAAAGUAUACAGGAUUCAAACUUGGGUUUAAUACUUAUAUUUAUUUAAGUGAUACUCCACUUAGUGUAAUGUCUUAUGCAGUUGUUCAGAGACAUUUUAUAGAAAGAGCGGGGUUUUAUUUUUAUAUGGUCAGAUUGUCUUUUGCAGUCUAAGGAUCGGGGUUUCGAAAAUGGGAAUAAAAAUAGUGAGUGAUUCUGACUUUGCUGCAGUAUUUAUGAAAGUGACUGGGAGAUGACAGCAUGUUCAGCUUUAAUGUACAUAACACUCCCUGGCAGUGCGGCUGUCUCUCCCCGGUCUCACCACUCUCAGCUUAAAGGUCCUUUUGGUUUCAGAAGAAGCACCUAAUACACUCCAUUCUUUCUUGCAUAGACUAAGCUUUACUAUGAUCUCAUUGAAGGUCUGCCUGAUGUUGCCACAACAGGCUAAGGUGCAUUGGGUGCUACUAUUCUGUGGAUUAUUUUAUGUUGCUGUGUGUCUUAUGUUGUCCACUGUCUGUCUAUGUUCUACCCUGUGAAAAGAACAAACCUGCAGGGUAUUCUGUAUUGGAACGUAAUGGAAGUAGUUUGGUAAAGAGUAGGACUGAAAGUCUAGCUUGACUAACUUUGAUGUUACAAAAAAAAACAGAGGAAGAGUGUUGGACAUGGAAUUGGGGUGGAAAUGGAAAAAAAAAACCUGGAAAUACAAAUAAAUGUUUUUUUAUUAUCA
Messenger RNA from Paramormyrops kingsleyae, 3077 nucleotides. Its product is annotated as citrate synthase, mitochondrial-like. Gene Ontology annotation, biological process: tricarboxylic acid cycle; carbohydrate metabolic process; citrate metabolic process. Gene Ontology annotation, cellular component: mitochondrial matrix. The record is from RefSeq and is a predicted model, not a curated record. Lineage: Eukaryota; Metazoa; Chordata; Actinopteri; Osteoglossiformes; Mormyridae.